AUGGAUCAAAUGAGGUCUUAUUUCUGUAGUUUCGGCCAACAUUUUCAGAGGAUGGAUACGACUAUGUAUAGCUUGGGUACUAGUGUGGACGCGGCUUUCUUGCUCUUCUCGGCGUACCUGGUUUUCGUGCUGCAAGCAGGGUUUGCCAUGCUGACCGCCGGAUCUGCGAGAGCACAGAACAAGUUGAACGUCAUGCUUACGACUGUCGUGGAUGCAGCUGUGUGCGCGAUCUUCUACUACAUUUUCGGGUUCGCUUGCGCCUAUGGGAGACCGUGGAACGGCUUCGUCGGCAGAGGGGACUUCACCGAAUGGCUCAACUUGGCCAACUCCGCCCAGUUCGACGAGUACUUCAAUCCCAGGCGUGGAGAAAACCAUCCCUGGAAUCCGUUGGCAAACCAUCGCGUGUGGGUGUUCGAGUGGGCAACUGCUGCAGCUGUGGCAGCCAUCGCCAGCGGGGCUAUGGCGGAGAGAAGCCAGGUCACAGCACAUGUAGCUUGCUCGGCUUUCCUGUCCGGAUUCGUUUAUCCGGUGAUCUGCCAUUGGGUGUGGGAACCACACGGGUGGCUUAGUGUUUACAGCCAAGGAACUCGCUUGAUGGGGGUUGGCAUGAUUGAUAUCGCGGGCAGCGGGGCCAUCCACCUGACGGGCGCCAUCGCCGGUUUCUGGGGCGCUAUCAUCUUGGGCCCUCGCCGCGGGCGAUUCCACUCAAACGGCGCUGAUGACGCCGCGCAGCCAAAGGAGAGUAGUAGUCAAGGAGGCAGGAGCACACUUGUCGUUAUGGGCACUUUGCUGCUGUGGCUUGGGUGGUACGGAAUCAACCCGGGUUCGAUUCUCGGCAUUGUUCCCAAACACUACGUUGCGAUGGACGUGGUUGUGGACAGAGCCGCCGUCACCACCACUCUAGCCGGCGCCGCCGCCGCCAUUACCAUGCUCUUCGCACGGAGGUUGAUGAGAGGUCGCUGGGACGUCGAGGACGCGUGCAGUGGGCUUCUGGGCGGAUUGGUGGCUGUAUCCGCCGGGUGCACAGUGAUAGAGCCGUCGGUUGCAGUGCUCCUCGGCUUCCUCGCCGCGUGGAUGUUGAUUGGCACGAAGCAGCUGGCGAUGGCGGUCGGUUUGGACGACCCAGUCGAAGCGGUCCAGCGCCACGGUGCCUGCGGCCUGCUCGGACUCUUGUUCGUUGGACUCCUUGCCAAGGAGGACCAUGUCAUGCAAACCUUUGGAGAUGGCUAUUCAAACCAAGAGACUCCAUGCGGAUGGUUGUACGGAAUUAGAGGCAGAAAACUACUGGCGGCGCAGGCGAUCGGUGCUGCUUGUGUCGUUGGUUGGACCUCCGUGGCUAUGGCGCCGUUGUUCUUGAUGCUCCGAAUGGCCGGCUUGCUGCGGAUCAGCGAAGAAGAGGAGGAUGCGAGACUUGGCUUCAGCGCUGAUGAUAACUAUGAGCACGUUCUCGGCCAAGAGCGCUGACGAAGCUGAGCUCCUAAUAGCCACUGUUGUGGGAACUUGAGGGCCACCCAUAUAUGCCCAGCGUA
Chara braunii is the source of this 1529-nucleotide messenger RNA. Lineage: Eukaryota; Viridiplantae; Streptophyta; Charophyceae; Charales; Characeae. The record is from the annotation of a GenBank genome assembly.